This is a messenger RNA of Fusarium musae, 1347 nucleotides long. RefSeq lists its product as uncharacterized. NCBI's taxonomy places the organism in Eukaryota, Fungi, Ascomycota, Sordariomycetes, Hypocreales, Nectriaceae. The transcript has 2 exons. Gene Ontology annotation, molecular function: glutamine synthetase activity. The record is from RefSeq and is a predicted model, not a curated record. Bases 1 to 1347 code for a protein of 448 amino acids.
AUGUCAACCGGUACGCAUGAAGAGCUGCACGCAGAGCUUGCUACAGCAUCAGUCGAGGAGUUCUUCGAUCAAAACACCUCAGUUCAAGUCGUUAUAUUGCAAUGGGUCGAUAUUUGUGGCAUUUCAAGAACCAGAUUACUCCCUGCUUCACGAUUCAGGAACCUCGUCAAAUCUAGCGGUCAUCUUGAAUGUGCACCUUUGGAUACACUCGUACCUACAACCGCUGAAUUCAUCCCUCAAUUAUUCACCUUUUUCAACGGGAAGGGAAUGAUACACCCCGAUGUUUCCUCGAUCCGAACUAUGAAGCAUGAUGCAUCUGGAAUCGGCAACGCAGCUCGAUGCGUUGGUACUGUGGACUUUCAGAAUACCGAUGCCCGACUUCUCUUGAAACGCAUCGUAGAAAGGGCUGAAGACUCUCACGGUUUGACGUUCCUUGUUGGCAUUGAAUUGGAAUUCUGUCUUCUCGUUCCAGGAACUCUAGAAGCUGCUCAGCCUGCAAAGCCGGGAGUGGCUGGUACUUUCGGUACCCUGCGAUCUAGAGUCUGGCCCAUACUAAACGAAAUAAUUGUUGCUUUUAGCGAAGCAGGGGUUGAAGUUGAGCAGGUGAUCAAAGAGUACGGUACAUCGGCCUAUGAAGUUGCCCUCCCUCCUCUUCCUCCCAUUGAAGCCGUGGACACUUAUUACUACGCCAAAGAGCUGAUCCAGAAUGUGGCACACAAGUAUGGGAUUCUUGCCACUUUCUAUCCGACUCCAUAUGACGGAGAACAGGGCCAGAAGAGCGGACAGCACAUUCACAUCUCGGCAACCCCGACGGAAGAAAAUAAAGACUGGAACCCGGAUGACGCCAUGGCAGGCAUUUUGAGUCAUAUCCCUGCACUCAUGGCAUUGGGAAUGUGCCAGGUUGAUUCCUAUGUGAGAGUCAAUAUCGGGAGAAUGUGCACUGGCGGUCUUGUGGGCUGGGGUGAUAACAAUCGUGACAUGCCUGUUAGAAGAGUGGCCAAGAACCACUGGGAGAUCCGUGUCAAUGACGCUACAUCCAACUCAUAUGCCAUGGUCGCGGGAAUCAUUGGUGCUGCGCUCGACUCCAAGCCGCUUACAAUUGGAAAUGCGGCUGGAUUUACAUUGAUGUAUUCCGAUGAAGAAAGAGAGAAGAUGGGAUUAACCAAGCUUCAACCGACUUCUCUUGAGGCUGCACUGGAUGAGCUGGAAGAUGACAGAGCCUGGGCGAAUAGUGUUCUUGGUGAAGAGUAUAUCGACUGGUUCCUUCCCCUGAAGCGGGCAGAGAUGAAAACCGUUUCGAAGAUGGAGACCAGGGAGCGAAGAAUUCAUAUGCUUAGCUUCUUCUAA